This is a messenger RNA of Pelobates cultripes (western spadefoot toad), 693 nucleotides long. Lineage: Eukaryota; Metazoa; Chordata; Amphibia; Anura; Pelobatidae. The record is from the annotation of a GenBank genome assembly.
AUGGCAACCCCAAAAUCUCAAAAAGCAUCAGAUUUUUUCCGACAGGGAAAGAAGGACAAGCAACGCUCAGAGCAAGAUGGCGGCGGCUCCCGCUUACCCACACACACCUCGGACGCAGGAUCAGACACGAAUUCGAGGCAAGCAACUGCUGAUGACCUCUCUGUGUCGGAGAAAUGCCUGGCGGCCAUGCUGCAGGAACUACGCACCUCUAUGAAAACAGAUUUCCAGGCAGCGUUCUCCGACCUGCGCAAAGACAUUCUUGAAGUGGGGACACGAGUGAAUGCGUUAGAAGAAAAAACAAAUGAGCUCUGUCAUGUAAAUGACUCCAUAGUGGAGAAAAUACAAAAGAUGGAAGCAGAUAGCAAACGCCUUAUGGAAAAACUGGCAGACCUAGAAGACCGCUCCCGCCGCAAUAACAUCCGCGUGCGUGGAGUGCCAGAAACAGUAACGCAGGAGCUGCUGUCAGCCUACCUGAUGCGGCUUUUUCAAGCAAUCCAACCAAACCUAGAGCCGGCGGAUCUCCGCCUGGACCGGGCACAUCGAGUGCCAAAACCUCAAAACCUUGCACAUGAAGUCCCAAGGGACAUAGUGACCAGACUGCACUAUUAUAGUGCUAAGGAAGCCAUACUUUUUAUAUAUAUAUAUAUAUAUUUUUUGCCUCACCACUACAAAAUUUGGUCAGCCCCACCCUGA